UCCUCUCCCUUCCAUAGCACAAGAAAGAAAUAAAUAAAACAAAUAAACAGAAGUCCACAUACAGUGAGAGAGAGAGAGAUCAGUUUCUUGUUUAUUUCUCAAAUAAAGAUGGCAAAGUUAGUGGCUUGUGCUCUUGUUUUGGCAUUGGUGUCCUUAUUGUUGCUCAACUCGGUUUACGCACAAGUUCCAUUUGACGAAACAAGGCAGCACCUUGACGAGGCCACCAAAGCUGCGGGCAAUGUUGCCGUAGAUGUGGUGGACAAAGCAUCAACCGCCGCUCAUGAAGCAGGGAAAACCUGGUCUUCAUGGCUCGGAGGUUUCUUUUCAGAUAAUGGACCUCACUCAAAUGACCAAGGAUCAGCAUCAGCCCAAGCACAAGCCCAAGCACAAGCACAAGCACAAGCGCAAGCGGGGAACAGUGACGGAAGUCAUGCCUAGAAGAUCAAAGGGCGUCGUCACCUCAACCUUUUUAAUUGGGGUUUCUUAAUUUUGUUUUAUUAGUAUUACUACUACUACUAUUAUUGUUAUGUAUAAGGAAUUCAGUUCCUUAAUCUGAUGUUGGGAACUUGUAAUUCAUAGGUUUUUCGCAAAAAUGUGAAUUUAAUUCCUAUAAUCAUAGUUAAUAUAAUAAAAACAUGUUUUUCUUCUCUUA
Messenger RNA from Macadamia integrifolia, 652 nucleotides. RefSeq lists its product as uncharacterized. Bases 109 to 438 code for a protein of 109 amino acids. The transcript is spliced from 2 exons. Lineage: Eukaryota; Viridiplantae; Streptophyta; Magnoliopsida; Proteales; Proteaceae. The record is from RefSeq and is a predicted model, not a curated record.